GUCUAGUCUCGGUUUAGCCAUGGUCUUGUCCAACCCUCAUGGACUGAAAGCCGGCAACGACGGUUCUCCGUCUCCGUUGCGGAGUCACACAAUCUGGGCACGCAUGUGCGUUAGCACCCAGGACUCCCGAUUCACAUGCGCGUGGGAGCUCAAUGGGAGACCACACAUGGAGGUCGACCCGUCGUCUUGUUCCCGACUCGCCUCACCUCAAUUGGGGGCUGUGUGAAGCUGUUGGUGAAUCGUUGGUCUGACCUGAGGAAUCCUUUCGUGCCCUGAUCUCUAGUAUGGUGCUGUCCCUUACAGUUCACUCGCCCAUCGGAGCGCUAAGUUGGCAUUGUUUGAUUUCUUUCCACCCAUCGCUGCGGAGGGUGGUCAUACAUCAUAACUCGAUCCCAUCCAUCCAAAUCCCUCGGCGACAUCAUUCAUUUUCAUCUUGCCCUUGAGCAGCCCUGAUUAUCAUGCCGUGCGCGAGGAGAUGAACUGAUACGACUUCUAGUUAAAUGCAAGUGGCGAGCGCAGUCGCAUCUGUGUCCUCAGUUCUGGAGCAAAAAUGAACACACCGCCAGGCAAGCCAAGCGCGCAGAGUCCCCACUUUUACUUCCGGGAUCGCGGGAUGCUCAUUCUCGAGGCAGAAAACGUAUUAUUCAGAGUGCACGAACACUUCCUACACCGCGACUCGCCUGUCCUACGUGACCUCGUCCCAACGGAGAUCUCGAACACCGGCCCGGAGGCGAUAUUCCACCUGGACGGUGUGAAAAGCAAGGAUCUGGAACAUCUUCUCUGGCUCUACUACAAUCCCCUCAUAACAGACUACACCGCACCAAGAUCAACCUGGCUCGCGAUCCUCCGCCUCGCCGACAGAUUCUCGAUGACACGCCCCGCGCAGAUCGCCCUCGAGCACCUCAUGGCGCCGACAGCGACAGCGAACACAGAUCCGCUCGAGCGCAUCAUGCUGUGCGAGCGCCCGGACAUGAGCCGCUCUGACGCGCGGGAUGCGUAUGUCCGGGUGUGCACGCGCGAGGCCGCGCUGACGGCGGAGGAGAUCGCGCGGCUCAGUCCGGCGGUGGUCGGCAUAAUCGGGGCCGCCAGGGAGCGCAUUUUGCGCAUGCGGAGCGGCUUGGAAGACGAGGUAGUCGAAGUCGUGCAGCGGGCGUUGGAGCAGGCGGAAGGCGAGAGUGAUUAAAUACAUGUAGGACCUGGCUAGGGUGCGCUUUAGCUAGCGAUCCGUACUUUGAGAAUUACUCUAUUCUAUUGCACCCGGCUAUUGGACUAUUUCUUUGUUUUACCAAUCGUCUUCUAUUCAUAGCAAAAUUUAUGACAGAAGGGAAUGGUCGUCCUUGAAUCACUGACAGGACGAUCAAUUCUGGUCGGACUCAAUAGCACGGUGCACUGUAGACACCGUAUUCACCGAUAAAAUGAACGGCCAUU
This is a messenger RNA of Mycena citricolor, 1428 nucleotides long. The record is from the annotation of a GenBank genome assembly. NCBI's taxonomy places the organism in Eukaryota, Fungi, Basidiomycota, Agaricomycetes, Agaricales, Mycenaceae.